Messenger RNA from Melanaphis sacchari, 2168 nucleotides. It is a transcript of the gene coro, whose product is annotated as coronin-1C. Gene Ontology annotation, biological process: actin filament organization. The record is from RefSeq and is a predicted model, not a curated record. Lineage: Eukaryota; Metazoa; Arthropoda; Insecta; Hemiptera; Aphididae. The coding region runs from base 581 to 2149 and encodes 522 amino acids. The transcript has 9 exons. Gene Ontology annotation, molecular function: actin filament binding.
CUGUGCCCAGGUGCUCGGUGUCGCACUGCCCCGUGCGUCGUUGAUUGUAAAUAAACCGGCGGACCGCGGACGACCCCCGGCCAUCCAUCCAUCACGCCGAUUCAGUAGCCAGCCGUCGCGUUUCCAUUCGCAAACGCCUAAUAUGGUAGAGUGAUUCAGUGAUAUUAGACGGCGACCUUUUUUUUUCCCUCCGAUUCACGGCCAGUUCGCCGCGCUAUACAGCCGUUGUCCGCGCUUAAUAUCGUCUUCUCCCCCCGCGCCACGCCGUCGAACGACGUUCCGGUUAUCUUGUCCGUCUAUUUAUUUCAUUUUUUUUUUUCUUGUCAAUUUACUCGAUACGUUUCUGUAAUAGUUCUGUGAUUCGACUGAUCAACGGAAUCGCGAAUUUUGGUACUAUUAGAAUUCUCAUCCGCUUUACACAUACGUCGUCGCCACACGCCACUCACGGUUAACGCAAUAUAUACAUAUACAUAUUUUGCUGGACCGCCGUUGCUCCGUUUGCUGUAUCCGAGAUAACGCCAGAAAAAAAUCAAAUAUACAGAUUAUAUUAGGAGAAAUUCCCGUUGCAUGAGUCACCGAGAUGUCUUUUAAAGUAAGAAGUAGUAAGUUUCGUCAUGUAUACGGUACAGCUUUAAAACGUGAAUAUUGUUAUGACAAUAUUCGAGUAUCCAAAUCUUCUUGGGAUUCCACAUUUUGUGCAGUGAAUCCAAAAUUUAUGGCCUGCAUUGUUGAAUCAGCUGGCGGAGGUGCUUUUAUUGUUCUACCUCUUUCAAAGACUGGUCGAUUACCUGCUGAUCAACCUGUAGUUGGUGGUCAUAAAGGUCCAGUAUUGGACAUUGCAUGGUGUCCACACAAUGAUAAUGUGAUUGCUAGCGGUUCAGAAGAUUGUGUGGUAAAGGUUUGGCAAAUUCCUGAUGGUGGUAUUUCACGAACAUUAACUGAGUCAGUUGUAGAUUUAAUUUAUCACCAAAGGAGAGUUGGUCUGGUAUUAUGGCACCCAACCGCUCGAAAUAUUUUAUUAUCUGCUGGAUCGGAUAAUCAAGUAGUAAUCUGGAAUGUUGGCGUUGGUGAACCACUUAUUCAUAUAGAUUGCCAUCCAGAUAUCGUAUUUAGUGCUUCAUGGAAUUAUGACGGAUCACAAUUAUUAACAACAUGUAAAGAUAAAAAGCUGAGACUAAUUAAUCCUAGAAGUGGAGAAGUUGUACAGGAAGUAAUAUGUCAUGAAGGAAGCAAAGCAUCUCGAGGUAUAUUUUUAAAAGGAGGCCUCAUAUUUACCACUGGUUUUAGUAAACUUUCUGAAAGACAGUAUUCGUUGAGAUCCCCAGAAAAACUAGAUGAUCCUAUUGUUAUGGUUGAAUUAGAUACAAGUAAUGGAGUUAUGUUUCCAUUGUAUGAUCCUGAUACUAGUAUGAUUUACUUGUGUGGCAAGGGAGAUAGUGUAAUUCGAUAUUUUGAAAUUACUGCGGAACAUCCAUUUGUCCAUUACAUUAAUACAUUUCAAACGCCAGAUCCUCAACGAGGAAUUGGUAUGAUGCCGAAACGUGGUUGUGAUGUAUCUAUUUGUGAGAUAUCUAAGUUUUAUCGUUUAAAUAAUUCUGGACUGUGUCAAGCAAUUAGCAUGACAGUUCCAAGAAAGUCAGAGUUAUUUCAAGAAGACUUAUAUCCGGAUACUAUUGGAGAUAUUCCUGCAGUAGAUGCCGAAGAUUGGUUUAAUGGUCAAGAUGCUGAACCUAUUCUGAUAUCAUUAAAAGAUUAUCAUCAGCCAACACGAUUGCCCACUGCUUCUGAAAUGAAAGUGGCUAAAAAACCAAACAUAUUGGAUAAACCAUCAGCAAAUAAAACAGUCAAGUCCAGCUCAAACAAUACAACAACUGCAGCUCCUGUAGCUAAACCACAGUUUACUCAGCCACAACAAUCAAUUCCAGAUGAUAUCAUUAAAGAAUUUAAAGAGGAAAUUCGAAAGUUAAAAGCCAUGAUUGUAAAACAUGAAAACCGUAUUAGAGCUUUAGAAGCUCGAGCAGCUGAGGAUACUACUGAUACAGCCAAAGAUAGUGGUGAUUCUCUUGUUCUUAAAAAUAAUGACCAGAAUGAUGUGGAAACCAAAGAUAAUGAUACAGAACAUGUUGAUACCAAUGACGAAGAUGACUAAAUUUAUGGUACAAUUUUUU